UUCGUGAAAAAAUGGAAUUCCACAGAAAUGAACAAUGUUACUUGAAAUGUUAUAUCAUGUGAGCCAUACUGAAGUAAUAGAUUCCCGUAUAUUCAGGUCUCUGUAGGCUGCUUUAAUCUUAAGAUGGAGAAAAUUGUUAAGUUUACCACUACCAUUCGGAACAAUUGGAAAAAAUCAGUCCUAGGGGCUUGCGUAUUGGCUUACGGAGCCUCGGCAGCAAAAGAGAAAUACGAAAUCAAUAUUCUUAUGAGAGCAGCAUGCAAGGAAGCGGCUCUAUAUGGAGAUGCAUUAAUACCAAUGGAGCGUAAUCCUACUGUUGUAACUGUGAUCCUCAAUCCCGUUGCUAAUAAGAGAUCAGCUAAAAAGGACUUUGAAAAAUAUUGUGAACCACUACUGCACCUUGCCGGUUUGCAAGUUGAUAUUGUGCAAACAGCUUCAGAGGGCAAUGCAAAGGAAAUUGUGGAGACCUUGAAGGGUACAGAGGCAAUAAUUGUAGCAGGUGGUGAUGGGACUUUAUCAGAGACAGUUACAGGUCUCCUCCGCCGAAAUGAUGAAGCUAAUCGUUUUCCACUUGGAGUCCUUCCUCUUGGCCGCACUAACAAGCUUGGGAACAGCUUGUUUCCUGGUGGAUCAAAUAAUGUGGAAAAAGCCAAACAGCUUAUUGAUGCGUCAAUGGCUAUUAUCAAAGGCAAUACUGAAUGGAAAGAUGCUCUCAAAAUAGAACAGAUCACAGAUGGCGAGGAAACCCCAAAACCAAUCUUUGCCAUGAGUUCUAUAGAAUGGGGCGCUUUUAGAGACACAAUGGCCAAGAAAGAUAAAUACUGGUUCACUGCAGGUUUAAGAGAAUAUGCAACAUUUCUUUUUAAUGGUUAUAAAGACUCUAUUACUUGGAAUUGCAGUGGCACACUGAAAUAUACGCCGCCUUGUGCUGGAUGUGCAAAUUGUGUGCAAAAAAAGCCUGAACCUAAACGAAAAUGGUCAUUCUUUAUUCCCAGCACGCAAGCUGCAACUGGUGACCCAAAAGAGAUUAAUCCAGAAUGCUUGAAAUCAGAGGAGUUGUGUUUUAAAACAGCAGAGUUUAAAAUAGAAACUGCUGCAGAGAAGCAAGAGAAACCUUCUUUGAAAAUAAUAUUGGGAAAGAGCAGCUAUUCAUACACACAAUUUGUUAGCGAAGGUUGGGACAGAUUGAAAAACAAGCCAGAGGUUAAAGAAGUUAUUUCUGCUCGAACAGUGGAACUAAUACCUCAGGAUUCAGGCAAAGAAGUCACCAUAGAGAUUGACAAGGAAGAAUUUGAGUUAAAACCAGUUAAAGUUACAAUACUGCCGAAAAUUGUCAAAUUGUUUUGCCUACAAUAAAUGGUUAAAUAAAACCUAGUUUC
Molecule: messenger RNA, 1379 nt
Organism: Cydia pomonella (codling moth)
Lineage: Eukaryota; Metazoa; Arthropoda; Insecta; Lepidoptera; Tortricidae
Gene: Mulk
Product: acylglycerol kinase, mitochondrial
Exons: 3
Coding region: 124-1356 (410 amino acids)
Biological process (GO): protein insertion into mitochondrial inner membrane; ceramide biosynthetic process
Cellular component (GO): mitochondrion; TIM22 mitochondrial import inner membrane insertion complex
Molecular function (GO): ceramide kinase activity; ATP-dependent diacylglycerol kinase activity; acylglycerol kinase activity
Source: RefSeq, a predicted model, not a curated record